This is a messenger RNA of Rubroshorea leprosula, 1039 nucleotides long. The record is from the annotation of a GenBank genome assembly. NCBI's taxonomy places the organism in Eukaryota, Viridiplantae, Streptophyta, Magnoliopsida, Malvales, Dipterocarpaceae.
AAUGGUCUUGUAGAGGCUUUAAUAAAACUUUAUGCGAUCUUCUAAAGAAAAUAGGCAAAAGUUCAAAGAAAGACUAACAUGGAAGAAUAGCCGGUCAUCACCAGCCAUAACCGAAGCCCCCAUCUGCAAAUUUGAAAUUUCUCCGGAUCUGCUGUCCUUCUGCCCCCCUGCCGCCGGUAUUGCUGGAGUGAAUACCAGUUUUUCCUGUGGUCCCGUGGAAGCCCCCUGCAAUUCUUCCCGUCGGCACCUCUUCAUCCCGCCAGCUCCAGCUUUGCUUGUUGAGCAUUUCUGGUAAGUUGGCUUCUUUAAUCUCUUGAAAUUGGUUGUUAAGUGCUGAUUUGAGUUUAAGUGGCUAGGCUAUAUGAAAUGGGCUUGAGUUGUCCGAGAGUUUUGUUGAAAUAGGGAGGAUUUCGGCAACUUGAAAAUGAGUUUUGGUUGAUGAAUUGUGUAGGAAAUUAGGGGGUUUUGGCUGUUGUGUGUGUGUAUCCAUGAGGAAAGGGGAGAACCCGUGAGUUGGCCAUUUUUGUCAAGGCCGGUUCUCCCAUUGCUUGUCCAUAGAUUUGAGAAAAAUGGUAUAUGGGUAAUUACAUAAUUGUAGAUAUAUAGAUAAAUACCCAAUCCCGGUUAAUGCUUGAUUUUCACAUAGAAAGCAAAAAUGAAAAUAAAUAAAGGAAUGAAAUUUCCUUAUAGAUAUUAACUCGAGAAUAUUGUGAAUAGGUCCUUGAUUGCCCUGUGAUCUUAGCACUUGGAUUAGGCCGUCUGUCUCGUGUAAUUAAGGUAAGUAAAUUAUGGUAAAGCCCGUAAAUUUUUAAAGCAUAUUUUAACUGUUUUCUGAGAUGGUGACGAGGUUUAAAUUGAUUUAUUCGCAUUUGAGCAUGAUUAAAAAGGGAAAUUAAACUUUUAUCAUUUUCCUUAUUUUCUAGAAUUAAGCAUGCCCACAUGAGAUCUUUUUGAUUUAUUCUUGAAAGUGAGAACGAUUGUGAAUUUCGGUUUUGUUUGUAAAGUUUGCUUGGUUUUGUCUCCAAUAUGGUCGUGUUAA